Molecule: messenger RNA, 2427 nt
Organism: Neolamprologus brichardi
Lineage: Eukaryota; Metazoa; Chordata; Actinopteri; Cichliformes; Cichlidae
Source: RefSeq, a predicted model, not a curated record
GUCUCCUGCCGGAAUUCGUCAUCGUCCGGGUCUGAGCCGUUUCCUACUUCCGCAAACAGAGGGCUGCGAGCUUCCCCGUUUAUCGGCAGAUCAAUGCGGCGGCGGACUUCUGCUUCUCAUUUCCUGGCUCUCUUUAACAUUUCCGACACCUCUGACAUUUAUGAGUGAUUGAUCGGCGUCAUGACGGCCAACAGCCGCUGCUCCGCCGCGGAGUCCCCGGGCCUGGAGACCCAGCGACGUGAGAUCGAGUCUCUUCUACGGGAGUGCGAGCUCCGCGCUGGGGAGAGCUGCAGCUUUGGUUUCACUUCUAAUUUUGGAGCAGGUCAUGUCUCUGCUGCAGCUUCAGAUAAGACAGAAAGUGAUGAAAACAGAAAGGAGUUUGUGGAGACCGGAGAUCAGAACUCGACGUCUUUCCCGGGUCAGAUCGACAACGCGGAGCUGUUCGAGGAUCUGGACUCGUACCACCUGAAGGAUCGUCUGGUGGAGGACGAGGACUUUGUGCUGGUGCCGGCGGAGGCGUGGCACAAGCUGCUGUCUUGGUACGGCAUGGCGGACGAUCAGCCGCCGCUAGAACGCAAGGUAACGUCACCACGCGCCGCGCGGUGCCCUGAGUCCAGAAUGAGAGCGGAGAGUUUCUGUUGUUUUCCUGUUUACCCCAUCGAGAUCUUCCUCUGCCUCCACAGCAACAUGGAGAACGCCGUCACCACAAAGUUCAGCCGAACCGACAGCAUACAUUCGAUCCAGAGGGCGAUGUGUCAGGCCUUCUCCGUACCUCCGGGCUCAGAGUGCCGCCUGUGGAUGAAGAGUUCGGACAGCAGCUGCGAGCGUCUUAGGAACGUGCACAUGAGCGUGCUGGACGCCUGCUUGAGCUCGGGGAUGACGGUGAUCAUGGAGACGAGGAAUGCAGACGGCACCUGGCCGAGCUCCAGGCCUCAGAUCAUGAGGAACUCUGUGGAGGAGCAGGACUCGUACAGAGGGCAGCCGGGCGUCUGCGGCCUCACCAACCUGGGCAACACCUGCUUCAUGAACUCAGCGUUACAGUGUCUGAGUAACACUCCGCCCCUGACGGAGUACUUCCUGCAGAACUCUUAUGUGGAUGAGCUGAACUUCACCAACCCUCUGGGAAUGAAGGGAGAGAUCGCCGAGGCCUACGCCGACGUCAUCAAGCAGAUGUGGUCAGGGAGGCAUUACUCUGUGGUGCCGCGCGUCUUCAAGACGAAGGUGGGCCACUUUGCGUCUCAGUUUCUGGGCUACCAGCAGCACGACAGUCAGGAGCUGCUGUCCUUCCUGCUGGACGGGCUGCACGAAGACCUGAACAGAGUCAAAAACAAAGAGCACUACAGAGACUACGGCUCGGGCGGCGGCUCGUACGGCACGUCGCUAUUCGGACACCCGCUGCUGCUCAACGUGCCGCGCAGCAGCUGCAGCCAGGAGGCGCUCUACAACCUGUUCCUGCAGAGACUGGCGCGCUAUGUGCGACUGCCUGAUCCGUCUGAGGAGUUGGAGGAAGAGGAGGAAGAUGAUGAAGAGGAGCUGUACAAGACUCAGACCAACGGCAUCAGUGAUGAUGACGAGCAGGAGGAAGUGGAGCCUGCUGGCCCGUCCCAGACCGAUUACUCCUGCGGUGACGCGACGCCCAACAGGAAAUCAGACGGCAACACAACAGAGCCACAGGCUGAGGAGAACCACAUCCAGCCUUCACCGGACCACGGAGACCCCGGCGAGAACAGUAACGGCUCCCAGAGCCAGACGGAGCCCGGCUGCAGCGGAGACGCCAUCAGCGCCGAUGACGAGGCCCCCGGCGAGCAGUCGAGCGGUCCCGCAGAAGCCGACCGCGGCUCGAAACCUCCAGCGGAGCAGCCUCGUGAGCCAACCGAGGAAGAAAAUGAAGAAGACAAGCAGGAGGAGGCUUGCUCUCCCAGCCCGCCAGCCAAUGAGCAUCCGGCUAAGAGGAGGGCGUGUCACGUCAGGAGGAAGCGUCUGUUCAGCAUCCAGGCGGUCAACUCCAACGGGACGACCGAGAGGGGGAUGGGAGAGGGAGGAAGCGCCGUGUCCUUCAGCUCUCAGCCCUACGUGGCCAUCGACUGGGAGCCCGACAUGAAGAAGAGAUUCUACAACGAGAACGAGGCUGAGAAAUACGUGAAGCAUGCCAGCAUGGAGGUCCCUCAGCAGCACAUGACUGUUCAGCUGCAGCAGUGCAUCGAGCUGUUCACCACUGUGGAGACGCUGGAGGAGGAGAACCCAUGGUACUGUCCGGUGUGUAAGAAGCACCAGCUGGCCACGAAGAAGCUGGAUCUCUGGUCUCUGCCAGAGGUUCUCAUCAUCCACCUCAAGAGGUUCUCCUACACCAAGUUCACCAGAGAGAAGCUGGACAGCAUCGUGGAGUUCCCCCUCAGGUACACACACACUGCUGGAGGAGCAGCCUGA